GUCUCGAUACUGGAACGCAUGCGACACAUGACAUGGGCAUGGUACACGACGACCAUGAGCGCCGGGGGAAUCGCACUACUGCUGCGCCAAACGCCGCAUCAAUUCCGGGGCCUAGAAACGAUAGGCAAGAUCGUCUUCAUCUUCGACUUGGUCCUGUUCUGCGGCAUCAGCGGGGGCAUGUGCCUGCGGUUCUGGCUGGUUCCCAAAGCGCUGAAACAAUCAUUCCAGCACCCGACCGAGUCGCUCUUCUUUGGAUGCUUCUGGCUCUCCAUCGCGACCAUCAUCAGCGACAUUCAACUGUACGGGGUCCCGGCAUGUGGGCCCUGGCUGAUUGUCGCGCAGCGCGUGCUGUUCUGGAUCUACGUGGCGUGCACCGCGCUGGUCGGGAUCUUCCAGUACUGGUACCUGUUCACGGCGACACAUAUCACGCUGCAGUCGUUUGCGCCGUCGUGGAUCCUGCCCAUUUUCCCCGUCAUGCUGUCGGGGACCAUUGCGUCGGUCAUUUCCAGCAGCCAGCCGCGAGAGCACGCUAUCCCGAUUAUUGUCGCGGGCACGACGUUCCAGGGCUUGGGUUUUCUCGUGUCGAUGCUCAUGUAUGCGAAUUAUUUCGGCAGGCUGUUGACAGCGGGCUUGCCAGAGCCUGCCACGCGCCCGGGCAUGUUCAUCUCCGUGGGCCCGCCGUCGUUUACGGCCAUUGCGCUCAUCGGCAUGGCGAAUGGCGCGCUCCAGCGGUUUCCAGAGCAUUAUAUUGGCGAGGUCAAGGCCGUGCCGACGGCCGAGGUGCUGGUCGUGGUGGCCGUGUUUGCGAGCAUCUUCUUGUGGGCGCUCAGCUUCUGGUUCUUUUGCACCUCCCUCGUCAGCGUCCUCGUGUGUGUGCCCCGGCUCAGCUUCCAUCUCACGUGGUGGAGCAUGGUUUUUCCCAAUACGGGAUUCAUCCUGGCCACGAUCAAUAUUGGCCGCCAGUUACAUAGUGAGGGCGUGCUCUGGGUCACCAGCGUCUUCACGGUGAUUCAGGUCGCCGUGUGGCUCUUUGUCGGGGUGUGCCAUAUUCGUGCCGUCUGGCUUGGACUGGUCUUGUGGCCUGGAAAAGACGAGGACAAGGAGGAG
This is a messenger RNA of Xylona heveae TC161, 1107 nucleotides long. RefSeq names its product C4-dicarboxylate transporter/malic acid transport protein. The annotation marks the transcript as partial. The record is from RefSeq and is a predicted model, not a curated record. The transcript has a single exon. Gene Ontology annotation, molecular function: malate transmembrane transporter activity. Gene Ontology annotation, biological process: malate transmembrane transport. Lineage: Eukaryota; Fungi; Ascomycota; Xylonomycetes; Xylonales; Xylonaceae. Gene Ontology annotation, cellular component: membrane.